Paramecium octaurelia is the source of this 1315-nucleotide messenger RNA. NCBI's taxonomy places the organism in Eukaryota, Ciliophora, Oligohymenophorea, Peniculida, Parameciidae. The record is from the annotation of a GenBank genome assembly.
AUGGGAGAAAUUAUUUAAUUAUGUUUUGGAGAUAUUGGAAAUAAUAUUGGACACUAAUAUUUAGAGAAAUUGAUAGAUGAUCAUUAUCUAGACGAUAAGAACAACUUGACAAAGGAUUAAUAUAGACAAAAAAUUCAUGUAUCAUUUGAGGAGUUAAAAACUCAAUAAUAUUAGUUCAGAGGAAUAUUUGAUCAUUCAAGCGAUUGUAAAAUAACAAAUUAUAUAAUAAGAAUCCAUCCAUAAUCUAUUAACAUCUCCUGAAUCUGAAUACAUCAAUAAUGAUUUAUUACUGUAAAAUAGAAAUAGAAAUAAAUCAGGUACAUUUUCAAAUAGCUAACUGAACUUUAGAGAUUAAGUCAAAGAAGAACUGUUUGAAAAAUUGAGACAUCAAUUUGAGAAAUGUGAUAAUUUUUUUGGAUGCCACUUUACUCAUUCUACUUAUGACUAUUCAUCAGGUUCAUCGUCAGUAGCAAUAGAUUCAUAUAGGGAAAGUUAUCCAUAUAAAUUUAGCAGUUCUUUUUCUAUGUUUCCUAAUAUUGUAAGUUCUAAUACAAUUGAAAUUUAUAACACUUGUUUUUCAAUUUAUAGAUUAGUUGAGUAUUGCGAUAGUGUUGUUCUAUUUGAUUAUGGGGCUUUAGAAAAUUAAUUGACAAAACUAAGAUAAUUAAGCACUUUUCAAAAUUUCAAUAAUGUAAUAGCUGAAUGUUUAUUAUAAAUAAAUUGCUCCUAACGUUUUCCUGGUUAUUAGAAUGGAGAUUUGAAAAAAAUAGCUACUAAUCUAAGUCCUUUUCCUCGUUUGCACUUCUUUACAUGUGCAUUUACGCCUAUUUAGAGUGGAUCGGAUUUGUAGUAAACAUUAAAAAAUUUAUGUGUGCCUACUAGCUCUUAUUUCACUUUUGAAAACGCUACUAGAAAUUUAUACCUUUCUCAAGCAUUAAUUACAAGAUGCAAUUCAUAUAAUUUAGAUUUUUAAUAAGCUUUUUCAACAAUAUAAAAUAACAUAGAAUGGAUACCAGAUGCUGCAGUACAUAUUAAUUGUAAAAUUGAAAAUAGGAAUCUAGGAAAAACAGUUAUGCACUUGGGGAAUCAUAGGGAUUUAGGGCAUAGUUUUAAAUAACAUUCUGAGUUAUUUGCUGCAAAUUUCAGAAGAAAAGCAUUCGUACAUUAUUAUUUAUAAGACGGGAUGGAUGAAAUGGAAUUUACUGAAGCUGAGUCAAAUAUGAAUGAUUUUAUCUCUGAGUAUUAAGAUUAUUGUAACUGCUGCGGAAUAUCAGAAUAUGAUGAAGAGGAGUAAGAAUCUGAAUAAGACUUUUGA